AUGCGUUCUCUUACACUGUUGAGGACUGCAGCGUUUCUGAUUGCUGGCGCUGCUGCACAGGCGCCUGUAAAGGAUGGAGAUGCUGUUGUGUUCGGGAAGGGCGGGACGUAUCCUAGAGCUGUGAGGCUAGCGGAUAAUUCGUUGCUGGGGGUGUAUACGGCGAGUGGUGGGGGGAACAGGACUAUUACUACUGUGAGGUCGACGGACGAUGGGGCAUCAUGGAGUCCGCUUGGUCAAGUUGACACCGCACCCUCAGCCACCCGCGACCUCGACAACCCCUACGUUCACCAACUCCCCAACGGCCACAUCCUCUGCGCCUUCCGCAACCACGACCUAGGCAACGGGCCGAAGCAAGAUCCAACCUGGUACCGCAUCACCAUAACCACCAGCACCGACCUCGGCGCAACCUGGAGCUUCCUCACGCAGGCCAUCGAGAUGCCCGGCGGCGCUGACGGCCCCUGGGAGCCCUUCUUGCAGACCGCCCUCGACGGGACUACCCAGCUGUACUACUCCAAGGAGACUGGACCAGGCGGGCAGGACAGCAUCAUUCGCGCGACUUCGGACAAUGGCUUGACGUGGAGCCCUGAGCGCGUGUUCACGGGCGAGGAUACGAAUGCGCGCGAUGGCAUGCUAGGCGUUACACGCGUAGCUGAGAAUAGUCCCACCAAGGUCGCUAUCUUCGAGUCCGGCACCGACGGCCACUUCAUCGUGCAGACUGUGCGCAGCACUGACGAUGGAGCAACAUGGGACCCCACGCGGUACACGGUGUCGAGCAAUCCGGGGUGGAAUGCUGGAGCGCCGCAGAUUGUGCGGGUUGGGAGCACGCUUGUUGCGAGCUAUGGGACGAAUGAGAAGGGCGGAGCGUGGCCCGAGGGCGCGAUGGCGUUGAGAGUAAGUCGGGAUGGGGGCUUGACGUGGACGGAUGAGACUGUGGUGCAUGAGUUGCCGGCAAUGUGGGCGGGGUUGGUUGGACUGGAUGACACGACUUUCCUCGCGCUGUAUGAGAGCGGAGGAACGAGUUAUGCCCAGAGGAUGAGGUUCGGGUAGAUUCGUG
Molecule: messenger RNA, 1054 nt
Organism: Paraphaeosphaeria sporulosa
Lineage: Eukaryota; Fungi; Ascomycota; Dothideomycetes; Pleosporales; Didymosphaeriaceae
Product: neuraminidase
Exons: 2
Coding region: 1-1047 (348 amino acids)
Source: RefSeq, a predicted model, not a curated record